This is a messenger RNA of Dioscorea cayenensis subsp. rotundata (Guinea yam), 3340 nucleotides long. RefSeq names its product nodulin homeobox. The record is from RefSeq and is a predicted model, not a curated record. The transcript has 18 exons. Gene Ontology annotation, molecular function: single-stranded DNA binding. Gene Ontology annotation, biological process: flower development. Bases 450 to 3191 code for a protein of 913 amino acids. Lineage: Eukaryota; Viridiplantae; Streptophyta; Magnoliopsida; Dioscoreales; Dioscoreaceae.
UUGAGAAACCGGGGGAAGUAAAAGCCACUCCCUUUUGAGAGAUCGCAGAGGGAGGGCUAGAAGCCCGCUUGAUCCAUCUCCUUCCCAUCCGAAGUUCCGCUCCCAGAAAUCGCUCAUCCUGUUCCAAUCCGUUCUCAAGAUUCCUCGGAGAUGAGGCACGCCAAGGAGGAAUCCUCGCGAACUGCUGAUCAGUGGUGAUACGUCUUGGACAUUCCUUGCAAUGUUUUUCCAUAGAGGCAAUUAACCUGAAUUUAGCGGUUCAAGAGUUGAGUGGACUUGCUUCUAGAGAGCUGAAUAAGCUGCUGAAAGACUCUGAGAAUUUCAGUAUACAGCUGGGCACUGAAAAUGGGCCUCCUAACCAAUUUGACGUGGAAAAACUUGCUUCGUCUCUUCCUUUGCACCUUAUUGCGGUGCUCUUAUCUGGUUCUGACAGUGCGCACUUGACACAUAUGCUUCGUGGUGUUCGCCUUUUGCAUUCAUUUUCUGACCUAGCAUCUCGGCAUUCUAGACUUGAGCAGAUUCUGCUGGAUGAUGUAAGAUUAACUGAACAAAUGCUGGAUCUUGUAUUUUAUACCUUAAUCGUUCUAGGAAGUUAUGAUCAGGUCAAGCAUCUUGGUUCAUCAUCUCUACCUCUUUUGCAUUCGGCUCUUGUUGCUUGCACCCUUCAUCUUUUAACAGGAUAUAUUUCAACACAAUGGCAGGAUCUUGUGCAUAUUUUGCUUGCACAUCCCAAGGUUGAUAUAUUCAUGGAUGUAGCUUUUGAUGCUGUGCAUGUUGACAUUAUGCUCUUACAUAUAAUGUUUUCGAUGUUGAACAAUGAUAUCUUAUGCAACAAAAGCAGUCUUCAUGCUUCUGAAGGAAUAAUUCACUAUUUCUGCCAACAAUGUGAGGCUUCUUUGCAGUUUCUGCUGUCCUUAUGCCAACAGAAAUUAUUCAGGGAUCGUCUCCUUAAAAAUAAGGAACUAUGCAAAACUGGGGGCAUUUUUUCUUUGGCUCGUACUAUCCUGAAAUUAAAUGCCCCAGAUUGCUUUAAGGACUCCAACAGCAUUCUGGCUGCUGUAUCCAGACUGAAAGCAAGAAUUCUAUCUAUUUUGCUGCAGCUCUGUGAGGCAGAAAGCAUAUCUUACCUGGAUGAAGUUGCUAGUUCUGCUAAAAGUAUGUCGUUGGCAAAAUCUGUUGCCCUGGAGAUUCUUGAUUUACUGAAAUCUGCAUUCAGAAAAAAUGCCAAUCAACUGGGUAGUUCUCUAGACAAAAGUAAUCCAAGGGGCCUGGUGCUUCUUAACUCAAUGCGUUUGGCUGAUAUAUUCUCAGAUGAUUCAAAUUUCCGAUCCUUUUUUAUGAUUAAUAUUGUGCAAGUUCUAGUUGGGAUAUUGGCCAUUCCCCAUGAAGACUUUCUAUCCAGUUGGUGCUCAGUAAAUGUUCCUAUGAUAGAGGAAGAUGCCAGUGUUGACUAUGAACCAUUUACAGCAGCUGGUGUGGCAUUGGCUUCUUUAGCUGACGGCACUGGGAGUGCUCUGCCGACCCCUGCUAUUCUCAAUGAAACAAAUAGCUCAUGUGCUAACAAUUUCCAUGGUGUGCCCACUGUGUCCUAUGUACAGCAGAGAACAUCGUACUUAGUGAAAAUCAUAGCCAAUCUACACUGUUUUGUUCCUAAUAUUUGUGAAGAAGAAGAGAGGGACCUAUUUCUCAACAAAUUUUAUGAGUGUUUGCUCAAGGAGAAUGACUCAUUUUCCCUCUAUCCUUCUGCUUCUGAUUCAUGGAAAGCCUCUGUUAUCUGCAAAAACCUAGGUUCCUUGUCGAAUUAUGCUGGAUCUUUGAUUCCAAACAUGCUCAAUGCAGAUGAUGUUUCACUUUUGAGUUUAUUCUCUAAAAAACUACAAGCAUUAUUUCCUCAAAUUGAGGGAUCUUUGAUCCAGGAACCUUGUGUGAAAGAAGAAAGUACAGCUGAGAGCAAGCUUGAAGACUCUUACCCUGUGCAGGACACUUUGGGAAAUUGGGGCACGAACGUAAAAAAUCCACAGGACUCCCAAGGUGAUAGGACAGAUGCACCACCGGGAUCUGGGGGUCUAGAUACAGGUGGUCUGGAAGAGACUCAACAUGCGAAGAAUGAUAUCAACAUGAAAGUCGGAAAUCACCAAAAUUUAUCGUGCCAAGAGGCAGACCAGGUCACUGUCACAAGCAAGCCUAGAGAACUACCUGAAAAUGAUGAGAGUGAUAAGAAGAAGAUGAAGAGCACAGUUCCAGCCACAUGGAAUACAUCUAGAUCUUUGAGAGGGACUGAAAAGGAGACACAGAACCCUGAAACAAAUGAUAUGGAAGUUGAAUUUACCAAAGGUGAUCCUGAUCGGGCAUCUGAUAGUGGUGAAGUCUUUAAGACUGCAGACUCUGCAAAGGAAGGUAAUUGUCAAGAUGAUGAGAAGGUAGAAAGUACCCACGGUGAAGAAAAGCAACCGAAGAAACGGAAACGGAAUAUCAUGAAUGACUCGCAAAUUAUGUUAAUUGAGAAAGCCCUUUUGGAUGAGCCUGAAAUGCAGCGAAAUGCAGCUCUGUUGCAAACGUGGGCAGAUAAGCUAAGUGCUCAUGGCUCUGAAGUGACAUCAUCUCAGCUAAAGAACUGGCUGAACAACAGAAAAGCAAAGCUUGCCCGUGCUGCUCGUGAAACUCGUGGCACAUUGGAGGGAGAAAGUGCCUCCUAUCAAGAGAAGCCUAGUGGGUCUGGUGUCUCUCACUUUGAUGAUUCUCCUGAGAGUCCGGUGGAGGAGAUAUACCACAUGCCUACAAGAGGGAGCAGUAGGAGAUCUGGAAAUGCAAUGGCAGGCAAUGUUCAAGAAAAUGAGAAGGCCUCUCGAGGAGAAUUCUUAAGUUUCACACAACAUUGCAGCCCGAUGAACUACCCUUGCGUACGACCCUCAUCAUUUAUGCCUGGUCAGCUGGUUGCCUUAUCAGAUAGAGAGGGGAAGGAAAUUGGAAAAGGAAAGGUGUUCCAGGUCGAAGGUCGGUGGUUAGGAAGAAGCUUGGAAGACACAGGUUUAUGCAUUGUAGACAUCACAGAGCUCAAGAUUGAGAAGUGGAAAGAGGUUCAACACCCUUCAGAAGCUGGCGGAAUGACAUUCGAGAAAGCUGCCGCCAGGAACGGUGGUGUUAUGCGUGUUGCUUGGGAUGCAAUAAGGAUCUCCUUAUUGCCUCCAUGAAUCAUAUACUCACAGCAGCAUAGUUUUGUUGUAUUACUGAAACCAUGCUUUUAGGAAAAGCUUAGUUGUUACCCAAAUAACUCUUAUUGAUCAUAGUCUCUCAUUGACUUCAGUCCUUAUGAUAAUCCAUGGUUCAUAUUCAUCGAUAA